This is a messenger RNA of Carcharodon carcharias (great white shark), 2329 nucleotides long. RefSeq lists its product as uncharacterized. The transcript has 13 exons. Lineage: Eukaryota; Metazoa; Chordata; Chondrichthyes; Lamniformes; Lamnidae. The record is from RefSeq and is a predicted model, not a curated record. The coding region runs from base 152 to 1615 and encodes 487 amino acids. Gene Ontology annotation, biological process: negative regulation of gene expression, epigenetic; protein localization to heterochromatin; negative regulation of DNA-templated transcription. Gene Ontology annotation, cellular component: nucleoplasm.
ACACUUUUGGACGUAAAGGAAAACAAGAUUCUAACUGUUGAGCGCAGAAUUGGGAGAGGAGGGGAAAACAUCUUGGCUUGUGUGGAUGGUCUGGAGCCUUUGGCCGAGGAAGCUGAGCGAGAAAUAGUUGAGUCAGUCCCAGAGCCAAGAGAUGGAGUUAGUCUAUAGAAGAUGUCUUCAAGGCAAUCCUGAAGUAUGCAGUCAGCCUCCACGCAGUCAAAAUCUUCCUUGGGUUGCUGACCAGAGGCAACAGGAAAAGCAUAUUCCUCAUGGUAAACCCAGCAGCAAUGAAAGCGGCAAGGAACAGGCGAGCGAAGUCCACGAGAAGAGUGCCCGAUCAGCGACCAACAACCACCAACACGAGCGGAAAGAUAACUGUUCCGGUAAUGAUCGAGUGAAAGCUGCAAAAAGCAAAGUUCACCCGAGGGAGAAUAAAGAACACCCAGUCCAUGAUGGUAAAAAGUUCAGUCCUCUUAAGAAAGCUGUCAAAUCCUGCAGUGAUUCUUCACACAAGAACCAAGAAAGCACCACAGUUAAACCUUUAGCUGCCUGGAACUCUGAGCAGGCCACUUCUCAGCUGCUCGAUCCAAAUGUGUUGCCAAAAGAUUCUUCUACACUGCCAAGUUCAUCGCUAUCAAAGAAGGAAGAAAAAUCAGAAACUCGGGUGAAAAAGAUUCUGCCACAGUCCAUGGAGAAAAAGGCUCAGGGAACAAGUUUUACUGCACAAGUCCCUGUCCGACUUACCCCAAGGAUUGAUGGAGUUGGUCGAACAUCAGGAAGUUUCAUUGCCCUGCGGAAUGAUCCUUUGACGAACGCACCCAUCGUGAAGAGUAAAUCGAUUGACCCUAGGUCUUCUGAGCCAGCCGUGAAAAAGCAAAAAACACAACAGAAAGCGAUCUCCGCAAUUCCUGGCACGACAAUCCAGCAGAGUGCAGGAAAAGACCUGCAAAACCUUGACCAUAUAGGAAAGAAGGCACCUUGUCCACCCACCUGCUCAGAUGAUGAGAUUAGUGAAGAUGAUAUAUUCCGAGAAAUACCGGAACGGUAUUCAGACAAGAUGAGCAAAAUGAAGGAGAAAGCAAGUGUCAGGUUUAAAGGAGAACAAUUGCCAUUGAAUGAUGUUCCUUCUAAAGAUAAUAAGAAACAUUCUCACAAGAACAGUGGACAUACCAAGGAAGCCAGCCCCCACCACAGCAGAGACCUUAAAUCUCACAGUACCCCACCAGCUGGCUACAAGGUUAGUAAGGCUGGCAAGGACAUUCUUGUAAAGGGGCACUCCAGCUCAAAUGCCAUUUCUGAAAAGGAUGGACCAAAGAAUCCAAUACACACAGAUCCACGCUCUGCUUUAAUUCUGGCAAAAAGGGACAAACUGAUGAAGAUGGUGUCAAGCCCCUUGAGUAGCGUUGGAGCUGAAUUCAUCCAGACCUACAGAUUGGACUGUGAGACCUUUGCCAUUGUAGCAAAGCAACUGGUCAGCCAAGAUCCCACAAUAGAGAAGCAGGUCCAGUUAGCUCUCAGGAAAAGUCUGCAGCUGAUUGGUGAGCGAUGUCUGGGAGAACUGAAGAAAAGUAUCGCAAAGUACGAUGAAGCAAAUGCAGUGAAGAAAUCAAAAUGAGUGUUACUGUAAAGACUUGCAACCAAGUGUUCACAUCAAAUUUUGGCAUUUACCUGGUGGCUUUCUCUGCCAAAAUUUAUUCUCCUUCCUUUCCCUUCUGAAGGUUUUGGGGGGGAGAAAUUUGAUCGUGCAGCAUCUAUGUCGACUUGCGUUGAUUUCCCUGGGGGUGGGGGCAGUGCCGUGAGCCAUGGAGGUAGCGCUCCGAUACGCUUUGUACACUUUAUGUACAUUUUAAAUGCAGCCAUUUCAUGGGGCUGUUGGAAAUUUGUAAAUGGAAAAUUGUAACAGAGGCAGGAGUUAGAGCUCCUUAGCUUUCAAUUAAAGUGCAUUAUGAUGAAAGAAAAAUCGACAUUGCAAUGGGUGACAUCCUGAGUUGUCUUAUCUUUUCAGAAAAGAUCACUUUUCAGUUGUUCAUCCUUAUGUAUAAAAAGUUGGAGAGAAUUUGCAGUGCAGCAAGUGAAGCAUUGUGCAGAGGUGUUAACAGGGUCAUGCAGAAGAAACAGACACACAAUUAGGGUCCAGGCCUUUGGUAGUUGAGCAAGUGUCGACAAAAGUUCAAGAAAUGAUUCCUACCUGUUGUGAGUUAAAAUUGCGCUGUAUGUUCAUGUCUUCCAGUGUGUAGUUUGGAUAGAAUUGCAAAAGUUUUUAAUUCCCCGCCAUUAUUGUUGCAAAAAAUAAAGCUUUUUUUCAAAAAUGUGUUAAAUGAUUAUCAAA